Messenger RNA from Linum trigynum, 3040 nucleotides. The record is from the annotation of a GenBank genome assembly. NCBI's taxonomy places the organism in Eukaryota, Viridiplantae, Streptophyta, Magnoliopsida, Malpighiales, Linaceae.
ACUAGCCGCGCGGCCGAUCCAGACCGAGCCACUGUCCGACAGAUUCAUCUGUUUCGAACUGAAACAGUAGAGAGCUCCUCGCCGCCGGCAGAGGAGUAGGAAAUCCGUAAUCCGAUGAGAAGUUGGCGAGGGCUGGAGUAGGGAUAAGCAACGUUUUAGAUAUGGAAGUACAGGGUGGAGUCCUGGAGAAGAAACACGUUUGGAAAAUAGUUUAAUUUUUGUUUUAUUAUUUUUCUUUUUGUUUUACUGUUUUACCCCUGUUGUUACUGUAACAACACUAACGGUGUUGUUAUAGUAUCCGCUAGGGGUGGCUAUUUGGACCAGGACCGGAUUAAAAACUGGAAACCGGACCGUAUAACCCGGACCGAGACCGGAUAGUAAACAAUCCAAUCCAAUCUUUGGGCUUAGAUUUGAGGUAAAAAACCGGAUAAAGACCGGAUAAGAGAGCUCAACACCCAAAACUUAAGGGUAAUUUGCAUAAACGGUCACAAACCUUUGCACUUAGUACAAAACUUAACCAACUCCUCACCCUUUAAGGCCUUAGGCCACUCAAAUCCCACAAUAUCAAUGUAAAAUCAAGACCGAAUUGGGACAUGACCGGAUCAAAACCGGACCAGAUCAAGACCGGACUGUAUCCAAUCCAAUUUUCGGUCCUUAUAUUUUCAAAAAGACCGGACUGGACCGGAUCAAUUUAGGCCAAUUUAACCGGUCCGGACCGUAUAGCCACCCCUAGUAUCCGCCCCCCUUUCCGAGUGGAGAGCAAAGAUGAGCGAAGCAAGAUCGUGGGCUGAUCUUCCUGACGGGGUAUUGAAUUUGAUUCGCCGGAAAUUGUUAUGGGAAGAUUACUCUAAUUUCAGAGCUACCUGUCGCAAUUGGAACUUCAGAGCUUUCUUCGACCACGCCAUUUAUGAGAAUGUUAAAUCUCCAUUUUUGUUGGGCCUCCCUAGGAGUGGCCACGACUCAUCCUCUUGUUGCUGCCAAGCCUAUUCUCCGGCUUACGACAAGUCGUUCUACGUUCGUGCUUCAUCGGAACUCGUUGGCGCCAAAAUUCACUGUUCCAACUAUGGUUGGUUGCUCUUGUCGACGUCCAGGCGCAUAUUCUUCUAUCAUCCGUCUACGGGGAACACUAUUCACCUCCCAGAUAUUACAUCAGUGGUUAAUGAUUCCUUCAAUCGAAUGAGUUUUUCGGCUUCGCCUACGUCUCCAGAUUGCAUAGUUUUUGGCCUGGCAGAUUCGUACUACAACAAAAGAGUGUACAUUUCUUUGAUUCGUCGAGGACAGCAUUCUUGGAAACACUAUAUUAAUGGCGUCCCAAACAUGAUGAGAUGGACGAACCCUAGUCCUCUGAAAUUAAAUACUAGCAAUAUCAAGAUGGUUAGGGUUAAAUCCAAUACAUACCAAGUGAACUUGAGAAGAUUUCCCAGUAUCGGAAAUUUCUUGUGGUCUAAUUCUAGUUCUUCCCCUGUUUUCCACAAGGGAGUCUUCUAUUGUUUGGGCCAAGAUGGGAGGCUAGGAGUUUUCAAUCCCAAUGCGAAGAAGGAAAGCAUGAAGUGGAGGCUACUUGAUGCAACCAAACCAGCUGCUUUCAUGGAUAACCCACGCAAUAUGGCUUAUUUACUGGAGUGCAAUGGAGAAUUGAUCUCGAUAGUGGUAGGACCAAUCGGAGAAUUCGUAAGAAUCUACAAAUUCUUCAAGCUCACGGAUUCAUGGCGAGUCGUGGACGAUCUCAAGGAUCGAACGGUCUUUUGCAGUCCCACGGGAUGUGUGGUCCUAAUGAUUUCACUCCUUCGAACCAGGAUAUCCGUCCAUCGACCAAGUUUCCAGUUUUUCUCUCGCCAGCAGCUACAUUGGUCAUCAAAACCCAAGAAGCAGCUAACAAGCAAAAAAGAUGCAGAUGUGGGGCUUCAUCACAUUCAUCCACAUUAUGUCAUAAGGAGCUUAACUUUCACAUCGUCGGGUGACCCAUCGGCGGCGUGCACAGAAUUAGAAGAUUAUGAGAAGGGGAGGAAGCAAGAAUCACCAACAACACAAGCCUUCCUCGUCCUGUGCAACCACGAGGGUGAACGAAUGUUGGUUAGCUUGGCCAAGGGGCCAGCAGUGAGCCAUUCAAGAAUCACAGAAUUGGAAGCAAGAAUGAGGGGAAAGAAAGUAUAUAGCAGUGCUCAUGGGCUUCUCGUUUUGAUGGACGACGAGGCUCGUUCGUGUUCUUUAUUGGAUCCGGUAUCCAUGGUUGAAACGACGUUGCCAACUUGGGAAAGGCGUUUCGAGUGCUUACAUGUUGUGCUUCAUUUACCCCAUGGCGAAUCCAAAUUUGUGGUAUUGGUUUUUGGUGUAGCUGAGGGUGUCGCUGAAUCGAACUUAGAGGCGGAGAAGGAUGAUGGUCUUGCAAUGCUUUGGCGAGAUGGUGAUAGUGAAUGGACAAUUCAUACAGGACCAAGUGAGCAAGGAGCUGCUGAGUUCAACGCAGUAGCUGUUCUCAACCUAGGUAAGAUUUUUGGAUAUCCAGUUAUGAAACAAGAAUUCGUUUCGGUCGAACUACAACCAGAAACGUACAUAACAAGAGUUCUACCGGAAGUUGAUUUUCCAGACAUUCCGAAAGGAUCAGGUGACAUGGUGAUGUCGUUGGUGGAAUGUAGGGGUGAAAUCUUACUUUUUGCCAUGUAUGACGCUCUUGGUCACGAGACCCCAAGGCUACGUGUUGUUAUUGAUAUGAAAGUGUACAAGAUGGAUAUGGAGAUGAUGCGAUGGAUAAGGAUCGACGAUUUGGGUGAUCGAGCAUUUCUCUGGAGCAAUACUUGGGGUUGUUAUCCAUGUUCUGCUAGCAAAUCAGGCUUGGAGAGAAAUUCCAUUUACUUCUUGCAACUGGACGAGAAAUACCUUUAUCGGUUUGACUAUGGAGAUGGUAGCAUUUCAGUAUCCAAGCCUUAUCCUGAUCUCGACGACAGUUGGUCACCAAAAGGAUUCAUUAUGUGGGAUAACCAGAUAGUAUAGAGAUGUAAUAGCAAAAUCUUAUGCGAUACAAUAGACAAAAUCUUGUACU